This is a messenger RNA of Capsicum annuum, 1465 nucleotides long. RefSeq names its product DNA topoisomerase 6 subunit A. Gene Ontology annotation, cellular component: nuclear chromosome. The transcript has a single exon. Gene Ontology annotation, biological process: DNA topological change; meiotic DNA double-strand break formation; reciprocal meiotic recombination. Gene Ontology annotation, molecular function: DNA binding; ATP binding; DNA topoisomerase type II (double strand cut, ATP-hydrolyzing) activity. Bases 118 to 1362 code for a protein of 414 amino acids. The record is from RefSeq and is a predicted model, not a curated record. NCBI's taxonomy places the organism in Eukaryota, Viridiplantae, Streptophyta, Magnoliopsida, Solanales, Solanaceae.
CCAUUUUCUCAACUUUACCCAACGCCCUGAAACACUACACUACCUAUCCUCAUUUAUUACUCCCUGCAUUCAUUUCCCGCUUCUUUCACCUCCACUUAACCACCGCUGCUACCGGCGAUGGCCGACAAGAAUAAACGCCGGCGAGCCGACGCCGAUUCCGAUAACCGUCCAUUCAAAUCCAAACUAAAACCCGAUUCCGUCAUCCUCCAAACCCUAAAAACCCUAAAAUCCUCCGCCGCCGCCUCCAAAACCCUAACCCUCUCCGACGUCGGCCUCUCCUCCACCUGCCGUGAAGUCUCCGAUCUCCCAAUCGAUGAAGUCCAAUCCGAAAUCGAAUCUCUCGCAUAUCGUAUCGCCAGCUCCAUUCUCUCCGGCGAAGGCUUCUCCUUCUCCGUCCCUUCCCGUUCCGCCGCUAAUCAACUCUACGUAUCCGAACUCGACCGCAUUGUCCUCAAAGACAAAUCAUCAGUUCGAAACUUCGGUAACGUAUCCACCGUUCGUAAAGCAACAAUCACUCUCCGGAUUCUCCAGCUUGUUCAUCAGUUAUGCACAAGUAACAUACAUGUAACUAAGCGUGAUUUGUUCUACACGGAUGUUAAGUUGUUUCAGGAUCAGACGCAGUCUGAUGGCGUUUUAGAUGAUAUUUCGUGUAUUGUGGGAUGCACUAGAUCGAGCCUGAAUGUCGUUGCUGCUGAGAAGGGAGUUGUUGUAGGGAGGUUGAUGUUUAGCGAUAAUGGAGAUAUGAUUGAUUGUACGAAAAUGGGAAUGGGAGGGAAAGCUAUACCUCCGAAUAUCGAUAGAGUUGGUGAUAUGCAGAGUGAUGCAUUGUACAUACUGUUGGUUGAGAAAGAUGCUGCGUUUAUGAGAUUGUCUGAAGAUCGAUUUUAUAAUCGAUUUCCGUGCAUUAUUGUUACGGCAAAAGGGCAACCGGAUGUGGCGACUAGGUUGUUUCUGAGGAAGAUGAAGAUGGAGUUGAAUUUGCCAGUUCUAGCAUUGGUGGACAGUGAUCCAUAUGGGUUGAAGAUAUUGUCUGUAUAUGGGUGUGGAUCGAAGAAUAUGUCGUAUGAUAGUGGGAACUUGACUACACCGGAUAUUAAGUGGUUGGGUAUUAGACCGAGUGAUUUGGAUAAGUAUAAGAUACCGGAGCAAUGUAGGUUGCCGAUGACUGAACAAGAUAUUAAGACGGGGAAGGAUUUGUUGGAGGAGGAUUUUGUGAAGAAGAAUCCGGCUUGGGUUGAAGAGUUGAAUUUGAUGGUGAAGACUAAGCAAAAGGCUGAGAUUCAGGCGUUGAGUUCGUUUGGAUUUCAGUAUCUGUCUGAAGUGUAUUUGCCAUUGAAGCUUCAAGAACAAGAUUGGAUAUGAGAGUUCAAAUCUUGUUUAAUUACUUGAAUAUUGUUGUGUUAAUUCACUGUUAAAGUUAGACGUCUCUCGCUUAUUGUUUUUAUGGAGUUCAUUGUUGUGUUAA